AGAAAGAGUGGGGGAAGCUCUUCUCUGCUGGGCUGUGCAUUUAUUGUGACGACCUAUUGCUCUUCGCCCGCUUUUCGCAAGCCAGUCAACCGACUGAUCUUCUAUGCUUCCUUUGGGAAUGCUUUCGCGGGCGUUGCGACUAUCAUCAGCAGAGAUGGUGUCUUAGCGGGUCCAAACUCCAGCCUAUGCAUAGCACAGGCAUUCUUUAUCCAAUAUUGGAUGCCAACGGACUCGUUGUGGUCAUUUUGUAUGGCGGUCAAUAUAUAUUUGACCUUUUACCGGAGAUACUCAGCAGAAGAUCUCAAGAAGCUUGAGAAGUGGUACUUUGCUUUUUGCUAUGGGUUACCGUUGAUCCUGGCAAUUGUACUGAGCGUCAUAAAGACUGCCGAAAGAGGGAGGGUCUAUGGGCCGGCUUUGAUAUGGUGUUCGAUCACGGAACCAUGGCAAUUCUUACGUUUGGUGUGUUUUUACGGUCCAGUUUGGGUGAUAAGUAGCAUGACUUUUGUGAUAUACGCUACGGCGGGUGUUCGCAUUUAUCGAAAGCACAAGGCUUUACAGAGGACCCAAUAUGCGCCACCUGCAAACAGAGCGAUCAACGUGACUCGAUCAGUUUCGUUUGAUGUAACCGCCAGCGCAGACAAAGGGGGAACGACAGAGCCAGCAAUACCAUAUUCGGCCUGUAUCGAGUCUCAAAGGUCUCGCUCUGGAAGUGGGUUGGACAUUCAGGCCAAGAAGAAUCACUCUAUGCGGAGUUAUUUCAGAUACUCCUUUAUCUUCUUCAUAGCCAUGGUCGCUACUUGGUUGCCGUCAUUCAUCAAUCGAAUCUAUGGAAUUAUCGAUCCCGCCAAAACAAUCUUUGGCUUGAACUUGGCGGGUGCAUUUGUCCUCUCUCUCCAAGGGUUUUGGAACGCCAUUAUCUACACCUCGACUACUUUGCCUGUUUUUAAAGCCAAAUGGGCUCACAUGGCCAAAUCCAGAUCACUCGCAAGGCGGCCCGUCAAAACAAGUACGGGGGAGAUUAACGACGUUUCGCUUGGGCAUGUGGGAUUUGAUGAGAGGUUUAACGCAGGCAGUACAUUCUCUUUGGCAAUCCGUUCUCCGCCUGGAAACCCCAUCGCCGACGUGUAG
This is a messenger RNA of Penicillium nucicola, 1128 nucleotides long. RefSeq lists its product as uncharacterized. Gene Ontology annotation, cellular component: plasma membrane. The record is from RefSeq and is a predicted model, not a curated record. Gene Ontology annotation, molecular function: G protein-coupled receptor activity. Gene Ontology annotation, biological process: adenylate cyclase-activating G protein-coupled receptor signaling pathway; cell surface receptor signaling pathway. The annotation marks the transcript as partial. NCBI's taxonomy places the organism in Eukaryota, Fungi, Ascomycota, Eurotiomycetes, Eurotiales, Aspergillaceae. The transcript has 5 exons.